CUCCAGUCUCUCCAACUACAAAUUCGGCGGCAUCAAUUAUGAUUCCCUUUCCUUUCAAAGUGUUUGCAAUUAUUGAUAAAUUCGCCUCACUUUGUUCCUUUCCUCAAUCGUGUUGGAGACCUGGAACAAAAAGAGCGAACAAUCCAAAAAUUCCGAAAGGAAACACUCGCUCCGCCAUUGGAAUUUGCCUUUGUCAAAAAAAGCCUUCCUCCGCCUUUUCCACAUUCUCCGCAAAAUUCAACGGCUGGCGACAAAUCUCAGCUCUUUUCUGUUGAUGGGCUUUGGAGACUUCCAAAGCAGCUCUCUUUUUCACUCUCAGCUAUCACCAGUCAAUCGCCACCAAACUUCAUUCUUCAGGAAGAAACCAAUAGAUGGUGGUGGUUGGUUUGCCCUGUUCCCGCAAUUCUCUGGCCUCCCUUUGGAACGAAAGAUAAAAGCUGAAAUUUUGGGACUUUGGGGUUGCUUGAUUACUCAACUGGGUUACUGUACUUCUUUCUGUUUCUUCUGGGUUUAGAGUAGGAAGGAAGGAGGGGAAAAGAAUGUCGAGAUUGAAGGAGUUUUGUACCACGAAAACGUUGUUGGGUCUUGGGCUGGGGCAAUUUCUCUCGCUGUUGAUUACUUCUACUGGUUUUGCUUCAUCUGAACUCGCCAGAAAAGGGAUCAAUGCUCCAACUUCUCAAUCAUUUCUAAAUUAUGUAUUAUUAGCUAUUGUUUAUGGCGGUAUUAUGCUAUACCGGAGAGAAAAACUUAAGGCUAAAUGGUAUUACUAUCUAAUUCUCGGAUUGAUAGAUGUGGAGGCCAAUUUUCUUGUGGUGAAGGCCUAUCAGUACACCUCCCUUACGAGUGUCAUGUUGCUGGAUUGUUGGUCAAUUCCAUCUGUUAUGAUUCUCACCUGGAUUUUUCUUAAGACAAAGUACAGAUUCAAGAAGAUAACUGGAGUAGUAGUUUGUGUUGCUGGCCUUGUGGCGGUUGUUUUUUCAGAUGUUCAUUCUGGUGAUUGGUCAGGAGGAAGCAAACCUCUUGUAGGAGAUGGUUUGGUCAUUGCCGGGGCAACGCUCUAUGCUGUCAGUAAUGUCAGUGAGGAGUUUCUUGUCAAAAAUGCUGACAGAGUUGAACUCAUGGCACUGCUUGGCUUUUUUGGUGCCAUUAUCAGUGCUAUCCAAAUAGCCAUUCUGGAGCGUACUGAGUUGAAAUCUAUUCAUUGGUCAGCUGGAGCAGCUUUUCCAUUCUUUGGGUUUGCGUCGGCGAUGUUCCUGUUCUACUCAUUCGUUCCUGUUUUGCUCAAGAUGACAGGUUCUACCAUGCUCAACCUGUCUUUGCUUUCGUCAGACAUGUGGGCAGUCUUGAUUCGCAUCUUUGCCUACCAUCAGAAGGUUGAUUGGAUCUACUUCAUCGCAUUUGGUGCUGUGGUAAUUGGGUUGGUCAUUUACUCUGGAGGUGCAGCAGACGAGGAUCGAUCUACAGAUGUAGCAGACGAAGACGCUGAAAGAAGCAAACAGGAUGAGGAAGCUGGAGCUACUGCGAGUCGCAGUAGAGGAUUGCUUUCUGGGAGCAGCUCAAAAUCAGGGUAGGAUAUUGCCUUUGUGGACAGGGAAGGAAAGAAUCCAGGCCAAGAUGUCCUUGGAAAGAAAUUGAGAAAAUUUUGAGGGCAUGGCCUUGGAAACUUAAUGGAAGCCAAUUUUAGUACACUCCUAAUUAAGGGCAUGGUCUUAUUGAAUUAAGUAUUGAAUAUCAUUGGGAAAAUUAGUAUAUACUAGAUUACCUUUUCAUAAACAUGUAUUGAGAUCAUAUACGAGAAUAUGCAAUCGCAAUGUUCAUGAAGAAUGCAUUACAGAAAUGUAAGAAUGCAAGGGGAAAAGCAUAUCCAGAUAUGGAAACAACAGAAUCUAUCUGGAAGGAAAGGACACAUGUGAGGGAGGUUCUGAAGGUGUAGAAGUUGGAUGCUUUCCGAUCCUGCUGUUAGCCGGAUAGUUAGAAAGCUAAGGUUCAUGCAGAAUUGCAGAUUGUAUAUAUGGUGGCUGUUGCACGAAUCAUGGAUGUCACCCUUAGUAAUAAUAAGUCCGUUGGAAGAAUGGGUUGGCAAUAGAAACUUUGCAGUCUUACUUCCUGGUUAUUAUUGUUAAUUGUUAUCAUUAUUGUUAAUUUUAUACGUUGAGAUGUCAAGAAAUUGUUGCUUCAGAAAUGGCAAAAUGGGAACUUAAGAACUGGCAUGCUUUGCUUUCUGAGUUGCUUCCUAUUUUACUGGGCAUCCGCCAUUUGGAGCUUAAAAUGGAAA
Messenger RNA from Linum tenue, 2275 nucleotides. The record is from the annotation of a GenBank genome assembly. Lineage: Eukaryota; Viridiplantae; Streptophyta; Magnoliopsida; Malpighiales; Linaceae.